UGGCCCUCCGCUCCUGGGGCCCGUUUCUCGAAAGCCCCGGAAACUUUUCGGAAACUUUUCCAUUUUUAGUCCAUCUGAAUCUAAAACCAGAGAAGUGCAUGCGCCYGAAACUUCUUGUAUGRAGRAACCUUCUCUUCAUAUUAAGAAUACGUGAAUAAAACAGCUCUGUAAUCGUAAGGUUCGAGAUUUUGCUGUGGCUUUACGGGCCCGAAAAGUUUUCGGGGCUUUCGAGAAACGGGCCCCUGCUCCGUAUUCUUGAAAUCAACCCGAAACCAUGCGACAACUGUCGAAAGGGACCGAAGAAUCCCGAAGAUGGCGUAACGCUGCUGUACAUUGACUGCGGAUUACUGCGGGCAUUUGACAGCAGUACCCAUGCGCAAUGAAAAGGAAAGCUGCCGGCCCACCGGAAUCUCCAAGAAAACAGAAAAUGUCAAAGGUAGCUUUGGAUAAAAACAAAAAGUAUGAUCGCCAGCUGAGGUUAUGGGGAGAUCAUGGGCAAGAAGCUUUAGAAGGAGCUAAGAUUUGCUUGAUAAAUGCAUCAGCCACUGGGACUGAAAUUUUAAAAAACCUUAUUCUUCCAGGUAUAGGAUCAUUCACUAUUGUGGAUGGUCAGAAAGUUACUGGGGAAGAUGUUGGUAAUAACUUCUUUUUGAACAAAGACAGUAUUGGAAAGUCUCGUGCUGAAUGUACCACUGAGUUUCUUCUUGAAUUAAAUUCAGAUGUUUCAGGAGAUUUCAUAGAGGAGACAACGGAAUGCCUAUUAAGAGAAAACAGUGAAUUCUUCAAGUCAUUUACUGUUGUCAUAGCUACACAACUGCCUGAAGAAACUUUGUUAAAACUUGGUUCAUUGCUAUGGUCAAGCAACAUUCCUUUAUUAGUAUGCCGCUCAUAUGGCUUCAUUGGUUGCAUGAGAAUUGUGCUACAAGAGCACUGUGUUGUUGAAUCACACCCUGAUAAUGCACAUCCUGAUCUCAGAUUAGACAGACCAUUCCCUGGCCUUGUGGAAUAUGUUGAUGCCUUAGAUCUUCAUACCAUGACAAAACAGGAACAUGGACACACACCUUAUGUGGUAUUGUUGUUAAAGUAUUUAAACAAAUGGAAAGAAGAGCAUAAUGGUAGACCACCACAAAAUUACAAAGAAAAAGACUUGCUUAAACAAAUGCUAAGAGGAGGAAUUUUAGUCAACAAAGAUGGUGUGCCUGAAGAGGAGGAGAACUUUGAUGAGGCCAUUAAAGCGGUGAACUCAGCUCUUGUUCCUACUAAGAUACCUAGUGACAUUUCUCAAAUUUUUUCUGAUGAUGCGUGUAGUAAUAUUAUUGAAUCUAGUAGUUCCUUCUGGAUUUUAGCAAAGGCAAUGAAAGNUUUUUUCGUUCUUUUUAUUUUCCUUUCCACAAUUUUCCUGACUGGUUAA
This is a messenger RNA of Orbicella faveolata, 1411 nucleotides long. RefSeq names its product NEDD8-activating enzyme E1 regulatory subunit-like. Gene Ontology annotation, cellular component: cytoplasm. NCBI's taxonomy places the organism in Eukaryota, Metazoa, Cnidaria, Anthozoa, Scleractinia, Merulinidae. Gene Ontology annotation, molecular function: NEDD8 activating enzyme activity. Gene Ontology annotation, biological process: protein neddylation. The record is from RefSeq and is a predicted model, not a curated record.